This is a messenger RNA of Cylicostephanus goldi, 369 nucleotides long. The record is from the annotation of a GenBank genome assembly. Lineage: Eukaryota; Metazoa; Nematoda; Chromadorea; Rhabditida; Strongylidae.
AUGUUGGAGUCAACAGCGAAGCGGAUAAUGACACAGGAACGCAUCACCGUAGUAUGGGAAGACAUGAAAGUAAGAAGCAAAAACGGACGCCAGAUUUUGAACGGCAUAAGCGGAGUUGCACUACCCGGUGAAGUAGUGGCCGUGAUGGGAGCCAGCGCUUCUGGUAAAACGGUGUUUUUGAACGCAUUACUUCAUCGCAACCUUCGUGGACUUAUCGUUGAAGGUGAUGUCUUGGUGAAUGGACAAAGAAUUGGAAGUACUAUUACUAGUGUUUCGGCAUACGUCGAGCAGGAAGACAUAUUUGUAGGGACGCUCACGGUAAGUUUCCUGUUAAUCACGUAUAUGAGAACACAAUCAUUUGAACUGUAG